AUGGGGUCCAUGACGCCCCAAACCCUCCUCCUGCUGCUCGCGGGGGCCCUGACCUUGACUGAGACCCGGCAGCGCUUCCACUCCCUGAGGUAUUUCAGCACCGGCGUGUCCCUGCCCGGCCUCGGGGAGCCCCGCUUCAUCAUCGUGGGCUACGUGGACGACACGCAGUUCGCCCGCUUCGAUGGCAACGCCGAGAACCCGAGGAUUGAGCUUCUGCAGCCGUGGAUGCAGCAGGUGGAGCAAGAGUUCUUGAAUAGGCACUUACAGCUCGCUAAGGACCACUCAAAGCUUAACCGCCUGGACCUUAAGGACCUGCGCAGCUACUACAACCAGAGCGAGGCCGACUUUCACACGCUCCAGAAGAUGUACGGCUGUGAUACUGGGGCAAAAGGACACUUCCUCCGCGGGUACCUGCAGUGGGCCUACGACAGUGCCGACUACAUCACCCUGAAUGAGGACCUGCGCACCUGGACCACAGCCGACAUGGCAGCUCAGAUCAGCAAACGCAAGUGGGAGGAGACAGCUGUGGCUGAGCGCUAUGGGGACUACAUGGAAAACGACUGCGUGAAGUGGCUGCACAGAUUGCUGCAGUUGGGAAACGAGACCCUAAAUCGCACAGACCCACCCAGAGCACACGUGACCCACCACCCAGUCUCUGACCAGAAGGCCACCCUGAGGUGCUGGGCCCUCGGCUUCUACCCCAAGGACAUCACACUCACCUGGCGCCGAGAUGGGGAAGACCUGACCCAGGAUAUGGAGUUGGUGGAGACCAGGCCUGCAGGGGAUGGAACCUUCCAGAAGUGGGCAGCUGUGCUGGUGCCUGCUGGAGAGGAGCAGAGAUACACAUGCCACGUGGAGCAUGAGGGGCUGCCUGAGCCCCUCACCGUGAGAUGGGAGCCUCCUCAGCCCACUGUGCCCAUGUGGGGAGUCAUCGCUGGCCUGUUCCUCCUGGCAGCUGUGCUCAUUGGAGCUGUGGUCACUGUUGUGAUGAUGAAGAGGAAGCGUUCAGGUAGGUGGUUUUCUCUCACAGGUGGAGAAGGAGGGAGCUACACAAGGGCUGCAGGUGGGGACAGUGCCCAGGGCUCUGACUCCUCUCGCUUAGCUUGA
This is a messenger RNA of Ochotona curzoniae (black-lipped pika), 1107 nucleotides long. Its product is annotated as patr class I histocompatibility antigen, A-2 alpha chain-like. Gene Ontology annotation, cellular component: external side of plasma membrane. The record is from RefSeq and is a predicted model, not a curated record. Bases 1 to 1107 code for a protein of 368 amino acids. NCBI's taxonomy places the organism in Eukaryota, Metazoa, Chordata, Mammalia, Lagomorpha, Ochotonidae. The transcript is spliced from 7 exons. Gene Ontology annotation, biological process: antigen processing and presentation of endogenous peptide antigen via MHC class I via ER pathway, TAP-independent; antigen processing and presentation of endogenous peptide antigen via MHC class Ib; immune response. Gene Ontology annotation, molecular function: signaling receptor binding; peptide antigen binding.